This is a messenger RNA of Aspergillus costaricaensis CBS 115574, 1659 nucleotides long. Its product is annotated as carboxylesterase/lipase family protein. The record is from RefSeq and is a predicted model, not a curated record. The transcript has a single exon. NCBI's taxonomy places the organism in Eukaryota, Fungi, Ascomycota, Eurotiomycetes, Eurotiales, Aspergillaceae. The coding region runs from base 1 to 1659 and encodes 552 amino acids.
AUGCCCUCUUUCACUACCAAGGGCCUCGCCGCUGUGGCCCUGGGCGCUGCUGUCGCUCAGGCCCAGCUCUGGGAUCAGGUCAUCCAGACAAACUACGGUCCUGUUAAGGGCUUCAAGUACUUCACUAACGAGACUGUUCUCGAGAAGUACUUCGGUACCACCGAGUCCAAUGUCACCGCUUUUCUGGGUAUCCCCUUCGCUGCCGACACUGGCUACCAGAACCGCUGGAAGCCUCCCCAGCCCCGUGAGCCCUGGAACACGACCUUGAACGCCACCUCUUUUGGCCCUGCAUGUCCCAGCAACUACGAGACUUAUAUCAGCGAGGACUGCCUCAGCCUGAACAUCUGGACUAAUGCUGCCUCGGCCGAUGCCAAGCUUCCCGUCAUUGUUUGGAACCAGGGUUCCGACGAGACCAGUGAUAAUGCUUGGUGGUAUGGUGGCGGUAUGGCCAUGAAGGAUGUUAUCCUCAUCUCCUUCAACCGCCGUGACGAUGCCUUCGGCUACCUCGCCCUCCCUGAGCUCAACGCUGAGGGUCUUGCUGCCACCGGUCACAACACCUCUGGCAACUAUGGUGUCCUGGAUCAACUGGAGGUUCUCAAGUGGGUUCAGAAGAACAUCGCCAACUUCGGUGGUGAUCCUGACCGUGUCAUCGUUGCUGGUCAGUCCUUCGGUUCUUCCCAGGUCUACCACGCCGUCAACAGCCCUCUCUUCUCCGGCUACUUCCACGGUGGUAUCUCCGAGUCUGGUAUCCGCUACCCCUACGACCCCAUGCUUGCCGGGCUGGCUACUUCCUACGUCAACAUGUCUACCGCCAUUACCCACGGUACAUCCUACAUGAGCGAGCACAACGUCUCCACCGUCGCCGAGCUGCGUGAGCUCUCCAUGGAGGACCUCCUCGUCGGCUCUCAGGACCGUGUCAACGGCACCUGGAUCUGGUGGGUUACUGCUCUCUCCGCAGGCUACCCCCUGAUCUUCAAGCCCGUCCUGGACGACUACGUCCUUCCCUCCACCUACCUCGAGACCCUCAUCAAUGGCCCUGCCAACGACGUCCCUGUCAUCACCGGUAACACCAAGGACGAGUCCGGCGCCUCUACCACCACCGACUACACCGUCCACGAAUACCUCAAUUACACUUCCCUGAAGUACGGCGACCUCUUCGACCGCUACAUCAAGCUCUACCCCACCAACAACAACCAGAGCACCGCCGACCGUUCCUGGAACGCCGCCGCCCGUGACGCCUCCCUCAUUGGCUCCUGGGCCUACGCCACCGACUGGUACAAGGCCGCCGAGUCCGACUUCUACACCUACUACUGGACCCACGCUCCCCCGGGCCAGGACCAGGGUGCCUUCCACCAGUCUGAGAUCAUGUACGCCCUGAACGCUCUCUACGCCAACGCCGACACCUACCCCUUCACCGAUGUUGACUACGAAAUUGGUGCGAAGAUGUCCGCCUACUGGGCCAACUUCGCCAAGACCCUCAACCCUAACCAGGGUGGCUCUUACACUGGCAAGGGCAGCCUGCCCAACUGGGCCCCCAACAGCCCCAACGGCACCCAGAUCGUCAUGGAGCUGGGUAACUACUUCGGCAAUGUCCCCAUUGCUCACCCUGACCAGGUUAAGUUCAUGAUGGACUACUUCCACCAGCAGAUUCCUUACUAG